Zingiber officinale is the source of this 3291-nucleotide messenger RNA. RefSeq lists its product as uncharacterized. Gene Ontology annotation, biological process: asymmetric cell division. The transcript is spliced from 3 exons. The record is from RefSeq and is a predicted model, not a curated record. The coding region runs from base 675 to 2570 and encodes 631 amino acids. Lineage: Eukaryota; Viridiplantae; Streptophyta; Magnoliopsida; Zingiberales; Zingiberaceae.
GGUCUUUAGGUUCGGAAUUCCAUGCUUGGAGGCGAAGGGAGAGGUGAGCUGGACUGCUCCUUCGGUGAUUGCGAGGUUGGCGUUAGGUAUCCUCAUCGUCCCAGAGUGAUCGGUAUCCCAGACUCUUUGCCACUUUUUGUUCUAUUGUCGAUGUUCUUCUCGAUUGGAGUCGUAGCUUAACUACUACCAUUGACGUCCACAUCUCACUACAAUAUCGGGUUUUCCGCCAUCCUUUUUAUAUUUUAGCUCGAAGAUCGGAUCUUUGGCGGUGACGGUCGAUGUUGUCCGAUUGGUCGGACGGCUGCUGUAAAUUUUUUAUGCCAGCAAUCGGGGAUUAAGUUCUUCUGGAGCUCCGUUCUAUCGGGGCCUUCCGCUCGUUUUCAGUUUCUCAGAUUCGGAAGUUGUUAUUUUCCGUGGAAAUAUGAGCUAUUGUGGCAUUGAUCAAGUAUCUUGUUGGGGUUUGAUUGAGUGCGAAAAGAUCAAUUUUUUUAUUUUUUAGGUCAGGAAUCUUUGCUCAAUGUGUUUGUGCUUUUAAUCUGCAAAUCGGAGUAAUAUGUAGCUAGCUGAAGGCAAGCUUCUUUCAGAAGUUUAGUUUAGAACUGUCGAAGAAAGGACAAAUUCUGCUAGAAAUAUUAUUUUUCAGUUGAGCGAGAAAAAUCAGGGUAAUCGCAUAAAUGGACAAGCAGUUCAAUAAUAAGAUAGUCUCAUCUGGUUGCAAUACUCUUCAGAAAUUGGCUUCUAAACGAGAUGCAGAAGAUUAUUCUGUUAAGGAUGAUAAAAUUCCUUGCAAAACCCCAGUCUCUACGGAGUUUACAGUUGAUGUUUUAUCCCACGGAAUGGUUCCCCGUCCUGUUAAUGGAGUUUCCUUGAUAAAUUCAGCGGAGUAUGUCGGUCAUCGUGGAUCCCUUCUUAGUUUGCAGCCAUGGAUUUUCAGGAAAGCAAGCUAUCUAAGGGACAAGGAAAUAAAGAAAGUUGCUGAAGAUUGUUCUAAAUUAAGUGAGCGUGAAAUGGAUGACUUGGUGAAUAACUUACUCAGAGAGAACACCUCAAGGAGAGUUAAUUUGAGUCAUGCUCAUGGUAGAGGUCCAAGCUGUCUGAGAAGCCAGUGUUCUUGCCGUGGGACUAGUAAACCUCUUUCUUCCAUGGAGGACUAUCUCCUUCCUCAACUUUACAAUGAAAAUUGCGAAUCUGAAGAGUUUCUUUUUAGCUCAAUUCCUUCUUCCACCACAUCAGACAUAAGACCAUUUGUUACCGAUGGAAGCAACAUAAUUAGCACAUCUUGUUCUGGACCUGUGGACAACAAUUUUGCUAGUGAAUUAGACAACAAGACGUAUGUGAAGAGUGUAUCUGGGGUUCUGCCUCUUCCUAAGUUGAGGACAGCAAAAAGAAAUUGCAGGGAGACACCACAUGAAAAAUUAGUUCAUUCCAACACUAUAGAACCACUGAAGUUUGGUCAUCAUAAAGACAAAGUUGAUGCACUACAUAUCUUCUCUGUUGGAGUUAGCCUUGGACUCUUGUCAACUAUACUGUCAAACAGAAAAGAAAUAGAUCAUUUAAACACCAUGUUGAAGAGUUCAGAAAACUUGGUUCAAGAUUUGCAAGAGGAACUGGAUGCUCUAACUGUAAAAGAGUUGGCUAAUGAAGUCCAGAAACCUAGUGGCAUGGUUCUCAACUUGGAACCAGUUGUAAUGGAUGACAAUGAUCAGAUAUUCUUGCCUAUGGAAGAGUCGAGGAGUGAAAUAGAAGCAGAGCUUGAAAUUGAGCUGGAGAAAUUAGAAAUGGGCGUGAAUUCUUCUGUCUUUAGCGCAAAAAUGUUGGUGCUUGAUGAGCUUGAUCUGGAACUAAUAACAGAUGAGAUAGUUGGAGGAGAACUAAAAACUGGUAGAUUCUUUAAUGACCAGUCUACUAAUCUGAGUGACUGCACAAGCUCCACAGACCGCCCAUUCAAAGCCAAUUAUUCAGUUUCACCGCGAGAGCUUAGCUUACGUCUGCACGAAGUGAUCCAACUCAGGCUACAAGAACGGAUUGAAGAGCUAGAAAGAGAACUUCAGCAAACGCAGAAGCAACUCCAGUUGGUGGAAUCAGAUUGUCUUGCCUCUCAAAGAGGUUUAUCCAGCAGUGAUGUGGGGUCUUCCUCAAAUAUGAAUAGCCCAAUUGGCACUGCAGGAAUAAUUUCGUUAGCUAAGCCAGUUUGCUUGAACCUCAAUGGAGAAUCACUGGAGGCAUACGAUGAAGUUUACAGAGAUUUCUCAAGGGUGGCAAACAUGGAAGAGAACCGGCCAUUGACAACUAACUCAAAAGACCAUAUUGAAUAUUACUUUCACUCAUCUGAUGCGAAUUUGAUAUGGGAAAGGGAGGGGUUGAGAUCAUUUGGGGAGGAACCAUUGUGGGAUCAGAAGUUGAAGGACAAGGGAUUGUUAGCUACUCAUGAGGUUCAUGCACUGGAUGAAGGUGAUUAUGUUUACGACGAAGAGAUGAGGACAUUAAUCACACGGAUAUUGGAGAAAACAAGACAGGGAUCACCUAUUGUACAAGAUGUUCAAAGAAUGCUGUUUGCGUUGAAUGAUUAAACUGGAGGAAAAAUUGCUCGAGGGCUGAGUUUUGGGUAUGACUCAUCCAUCCUCAUCAAUCUGACUCUCUUUUUUCAACAUCCUAAAUCCAUGCUGGUACAGCUUGUUCUAAUGUAUUCUAGCAGCAGCAGCCGCCGCCGCCGCCGCCGCUUCAUUUCCCAAUCAUUUGUGAUUUCCAGUCUGCCAUGAUCCAAAUUUCUCCAUCACCACUCAAUUAGUGACAAAGUAAAUGGCCAACAAGAACCAACUCUUAAAUUGGGUCAAUCUCCACCUCACUUGCAGCAUGGUUUUCACUGCUUGUAUAAAUGCCUGAACCACAUUCUCCCUGAGCAUAAACUGCUCAUCUCUUCUCUCCACUUGAUGCAAUUAGAGGGAUCGUUUGAAGAGGUGCCAAUACUCCUGCAUUGUGGUAAAAGGCGAAACACUCUCUCCCCCAGUGUCUCCGUCGUACCUGUCCCAAGGCUAUCACGAGGGAGAUAAAUCGUAACAUCCGAGCGAGCAUGUGACGGACAGGGUGUAAUACGGGGAUAGGGGAUUUAUUCUCCAGCUGCUCCGAGGAUCGACCCUACGACCUCAUUGUGGCAACACCCGUCACAUACCAACUCGGAUGACCCGCAGCUCGCCAGUACUCUUGCAUGAAUCUACCACAGAUCGUUCCUGUUCCUCUUCAAGAUCAAAUGCUGAAGACAAGGGGAAAUCAUAAGGUUGACAUCUCGUCAGA